Carassius auratus (goldfish) is the source of this 1317-nucleotide messenger RNA. RefSeq lists its product as uncharacterized. The transcript is spliced from 4 exons. The record is from RefSeq and is a predicted model, not a curated record. NCBI's taxonomy places the organism in Eukaryota, Metazoa, Chordata, Actinopteri, Cypriniformes, Cyprinidae. The coding region runs from base 15 to 920 and encodes 301 amino acids.
GUGUGGUUGAAAGCAUGGGGUGUGGUGUAAUUCAUUCUGGAGAAAGAGAAACAGUUAACCCUCAUCAGCUUCAUCUGUACUCCACUUUAGAUAAACUAAGGACCACUGAUCUGUGGAAGAAAAUGAUUUGUACAUUUGUAUUUUCCUGUAUGUGCUGUUGCUGUCUGGUUGGUGUGUUUGGUGAUACAGAUAAAGUGAAGUCAGUGAUGGAAGGAGAUUCAGUCACUCUACAGAUUAAUGUCACUGAAAUACAGACAGAUGAUCUUAUUAUGUGGAAGUUUGGAACUAAAAAGACUCUUAUAGUUAAAAUCAACAGAGCAACCAAUGAGAUCUCAAUAAAGGAUGAUGAUCUUGAUGGGAGAUUCAGAGGCAGACUGAAGGUGGACAAUAAGACUGGAUCUCUGACCAUCAAUAACAUCACAAACACAGACUCUGGACUUUAUGAAGUGACCAUCAGUGGCAAAACAGAGACUGAAAUCAGAUUCAAUGUUACUGUCUAUGCUCGUCUACCCAUUCCUGUCAUUAUCAGUGACUGCCCGCAAAAUUUUUCAUCAUCAUCAUCAUCAUAUUGUUCAUUGUUGUGUUCAGUGGUGAAUGUGGGUCAUGUGACUCUCUCCUGGUACAAAGGACACAAUUUAUUGUCCAGCAUCAGUGUGUCUGAUCUCAACAUUACUCUCUCUCUACCUCUGGAAGUGGAGUGUCUGGAUGAUUUAUACAGCUGUGUUGUGGCUUAUUCAUUCACAAACCAGACCACACUUCUCAACAACACUCAAUUCUGUCAGCCAUGUCCAGAUUGUGUUUUCUGUUGUCAUGUUCCUGAAGUUGUCACUCGAUUGGUCAUCUCUGCUCUGGUGGGCAUGGCUGCUGCUUUUAUUGUAGUGUAUGACAUCUCGUCCAGAAAAGGUGAAGAGGAGAGAUGAUAUAGCACUCAUCACCAUUAGAACCUCCCAGAUGAAUCAUGCUUUCUCAAAUUGUGUCCACUGUCUUUCAGAACACUUCUGUGUACAUUUUUUGAAAGGGGCAAGUAGAAGAGAAUUGUACUUGCCUGACUGGACUUCUAAUCUGAUUAAUAAGUCCUCUUACAAGAUCACAUACUAAUGUCAAUUGUCGGAUAUAUUGUCACAGUCAUGGGUUUAUUGUCCUUACAAUUAAUCAGUUCAAGCAUUUCUAUCAUCUGUUUAUUCAGCUACAGCGACAGAGAUGCUUAUGUCCAUUUUACGGAUUUGGAGCAUUGUGAGUUCUGUUACUUACAAGGGCGCCCUAUGGCUUUCAGUAUGAAUAAAACAGACAUAACGUGUUUAGGGCAAAGUAAUGUGC